Messenger RNA from Marchantia polymorpha subsp. ruderalis, 1931 nucleotides. The record is from the annotation of a GenBank genome assembly. Lineage: Eukaryota; Viridiplantae; Streptophyta; Marchantiopsida; Marchantiales; Marchantiaceae.
AACGCGAAAUUUCGGAUGUAACUGGAACGAGUUGAAGCUCGCUCAGUCGCUACCUCGACUGCAGCCUCUGGAUUUGUAUUGCGCACGGAGGAGGAAAGGGCCGACUCUUUUGUACCUCAACAGCUGAAGGGAGCUAUCUUCGAUCGACUGCAUCUGGUGGAGCUUUAUCGGACAUCAAUUUGGCGACGGAACACGCUUCUAAGUUUACCCGACUGAUGAGUUACUUCGUUCAGUAGCCUCGAGGAGUGGAAAGGCAAUCUUUUACAGAGCUUACCUGUUUUCCGAAGGUGCAGCUUCUUGCGGACCGAGUUCACGAGCAAUAACUUUGGAGGAAGUGGAUCUGGUGAACAGGAAUAUACAGUCUGCGAAGUAUGGCCGAUCGAGUCAUAACGAAGCCUCAUGCACUCAUCUUACCUGUGCCUAGCCACAGUCACCUUGUUAAUUUGCUCGCAUUGGCUUCGAAGCUCGCCAAGAACGGCAUCACGAUCACGGUGGCGGGCUUCAAACGUACAAUCUCGAGCAUCAAGGUCGAGUACGCCAAGGAAGUUGAAGCUCAUGAAUUCAAUCUUUUGGAGCUUGAGCACGACCCCGGGAAUGUCGACUUUGUCAACGUAAAACCAGAGCAUGUCAUAGCCGGUUUGCAGCUUGGAUUCGUGGCUGCUGUGGAGAAGUUUGAGUCUGAUCGUGCUGCCGGAAUGUCGAUACCAACCUGCAUCAUAGCGGAUUUGUUUUUGAACUGGACAGAAGAUGCUGCAGUGCGUCUUGGCAUACAGCGAUACGACUUUUUAGCGAGCGGAGUAAACCUGGCUCGACUAUACAACGACGUACCCAGGUUGAUUGAGCAAGGCGCGGUGAAGCUUUCGGAGAACAACUCCAUCCUCCCUUUUGAUGGAUUUCUGCAAGUUCAGGAUGUCGCAAAUCUACGAUUUUCGGACCUUCCUUAUUCUCUCCUAGCUCUGAUGGAUAUGGUGAUGACGUUCGUCCAGACUACCUCUCGUCCUCUCGUGGUGAAUUCGUUCUACGAAUUGGAGUCCAGAGUGAUUGAUGGGCUUGCUCUUGUCCGCAAGAUCAUCCCGAUCGGUCCUAUUGACACGGCACGGGUGGACGAAAAUGAUGAAUCCAGGGAGGAGCCAAGAUCAGAAUUGUUGGAUUGGCUCGAUACCCAACCCGAGGCAUCAGUUAUAUACAUAUGCCUGGGAAGUAUGGUUCGUCUCGAUCCCCCUCAAAUCAUGCAACUAGCACUUGCUCUCGAAUCCAGCAACGACUGCAGAUUUUUGUGGGCUCUUAAACAACGAGAUAGCAACCCGAAACCUCUGGCGGAUGUGCUUCCUCCUGAUUUUCAAACGAAGAUGAAGGGACGUGGCCUGGUAACCAGUAGCUGGGCUCCCCAGGUCCAGAUUCUCAAACACCCCGCUACUGCCGGCUUCCUUUCGCAUUGUGGUUGGGGGUCAACAGUAGAGAGCCUGUCGUCCGGUGUGCCCAUGAUCGGGUGGCCUCAUUAUGCCGAGCAGUAUCUGAAUUGCAGAUACCUUGUGGAUGGACUCAAGGUGGCCAUGGAAGUACUCAGAGGGACUGAUGACCUAGUGGAUCAAAAUGAAUUUAGAAAGGUUUUUGCGCUAAUGAUGGGGGAUCACGGGAAAGAUCUGAGAGACAAAUGUAAAUUGAUUAAGGUCCAUGCGACAGCAGCUGUAGCUCCCGGUGGAUCCUCUGAGAAGGCUUUUCUCGAGUUAGUCGAGGAUAUCAAGGUUCUGAAUUAGUGAAAAAAACAGUCUUUUUUUCAAAUUUUCAACAUACCAGCAUGUUAGCUGGUAUAUACAACUGUGAGAAAGUUUGUUUAGAAUACAAAUGUGAGAAAGAGACAACAAUCCGACUUUGUGAAGUAAUUCCCAGCGCCCAGGUGGCAAACCUAAUCGAAAUGCAAUCGGAUUCAC